Molecule: messenger RNA, 926 nt
Organism: Oryzias melastigma (Indian medaka)
Lineage: Eukaryota; Metazoa; Chordata; Actinopteri; Beloniformes; Adrianichthyidae
Gene: tshba
Product: thyroid stimulating hormone subunit beta a
Exons: 2
Coding region: 254-694 (146 amino acids)
Biological process (GO): G protein-coupled receptor signaling pathway
Cellular component (GO): cytoplasm; extracellular region
Molecular function (GO): hormone activity
Source: RefSeq, a predicted model, not a curated record
UUUAGCUAAUGGACUGAGGACCUUUUUCGUCACAGAUUGAAGAUAACAUGUAGCUCGGACUGAGGGGGGGUUAAUGCUUUGUUCAAAUAAAUACUGUUUAGCCUCAGACUCACAGUCAACAGGUCUGCAAGCUAAAGAUACAUUUAAACAGGUGAAUCUUUGAUUUUGUAAUUUUUUAUUUAAAUUCUCUAUUUAAUGUUGUUUUUAAUCUUUUCAGGACCAAAAUUGAAUCAAAGCAGACCCAUCUUUUAAGAUGAAUACAUCAUCAUUUCCCUUUUGGGGGCUUUUACUGCUGCUGUCUCCAGUAAUGCCAAUGUGUUUACCCACUGACUUUACACUAUAUGUGGAGAAGCCCGAAUGCGACUACUGUGUGGCAGUCAACACCACCAUCUGCACAGGCUUUUGCUACUCAAGGGACAGCAACAUGAGGGACAUAUUUGGUCCCCGCUUCCUUAUCCAGAGAGGCUGUACAUAUGAUAAAGUGGAAUACCGCUCAGCUAUCCUGCCCGGCUGUCCCCUUGAGUCCAAUCCUGUUUUUACCUACCCCGUGGCUCUCAGCUGCCACUGUGGUGCCUGCAGGACUGACAGCGACGAGUGCACGCAUAGGGCCAGCACGGGUGGAGGGAGGUGCACCAAACCAGUUCGACUUCUCCACUCAUAUCCAGGCCAGAGCACCUACAUGAUCCUGUUUUGACUCUUUUGGUUCUCUUUUUCAAGUUGUUGUUCUUGGAAAAUUACAAUAACUUCUUGAGAAAUGACAGAAAAAACUUUUAACAGAGACUUGCAAUGUAUAUGCUUUUACAACUAUUUUUUUUUGUCUUAUGUGAAAAUCCAGCAAUUUAGCAUCUCGGAUGACCAUGUGAUGAAUUCUUAUAUCUUCUAUUCUCCUUUGAAUCCAACAUAAUUAAACAUGCAGCAUCAAAAUA